Molecule: messenger RNA, 664 nt
Organism: Paramecium tetraurelia
Lineage: Eukaryota; Ciliophora; Oligohymenophorea; Peniculida; Parameciidae
Exons: 5
Cellular component (GO): endosome
Molecular function (GO): GTP binding; GTPase activity
Source: RefSeq, a predicted model, not a curated record
AUGAGAAAUUCUGACGAUUACGAUUAUCAAUAUAAAAUAGUUAUCAUAGGGGAUUCAGGAGUUGGUAAAACUAACAUUAUGACUCAAUUUACAAGAGGAGAAUUCUCAGAAGAAACUAAAACUACAGUUGGUGUGGAAUUUGCCAAUAAAUAGCUAGUUAUAGACGAUAAAAUCAUCAAAGCGUAAUUAUGGGAUACAGCUGGAUAGGAACGUUAUCGAGCCAUCAUCUCAUCCUAUUAUAAAGGUGCAUCCGGAGCUUUAAUUGUUUUUGAUAUUACAAAAUAAUCUACAUUUGAUAAUGUGGAUCGGUGGAUGAAGGAGGUUCAAGAAAGCACUUCAAAUGAGAUAUCAAUCAUUUUGGUUGGGAAUAAAUCUGAUCUCAGACAUUUAAGAUAGGUCUCUUCAGAUGUUUCAUCUGCCUAUGCUUCCAAACACAAGAUUGCCUUCCUUGAAACCAGUGCUAAGGAUGGAGCGAAUGUUAAUGAGGCGUUUAACAAACUCAUCAAUGAAAUUCAUUCUAAAAAUAAAAACAAUUCUAUCUACACUCAAAAGAAAACUAAUUAAUAAAUCACAGAAGCAGUCCAAAUUGAUAGUCAAAAGGAUUCUGGUUGCUGUUGAUGAAUAUCAUCUAUUAUAUUUAAAUUAUAUAUUUUAUUCUUGCUUA